Molecule: messenger RNA, 609 nt
Organism: Melampsora larici-populina 98AG31
Lineage: Eukaryota; Fungi; Basidiomycota; Pucciniomycetes; Pucciniales; Melampsoraceae
Exons: 5
Coding region: 1-609 (202 amino acids)
Source: RefSeq, a predicted model, not a curated record
AUGCCGCCCUGCCUAUCAAUUCCCUCGACCAUUACCUCGAAUCAACUCCCUAUUUCAGAAAGUUUUGGUCCCUCACUCGCUAGGCUUACCUCGCUUUACGUCCUAUGGUCUUACUUUAUCUCUUCACCUAAAUCCUCGACCCCACACGUGAAGGUUCCAACUCUCAAUGAAUACUUCAAGCCUAGCAAUCAGUCUACUGACCUUCCAGAAGCAGGUCGAGACUUUGUUACGGAAUUUCGGAAGAAGAAAGUUGAUGUCUCCUAUGGUCCCCAGACUGGCACAGCUCAAGAUCGCGCAACCAGAUUGGCAAAGGAAGGUAAACCUCAAUAUGGACUCAGCAGUCUGGUAGUCAAUCCGUAUGAUUGGGUUGUACAUAUGAACUAUACACCUGUUGUUCUUUGGAGAGCAAGAAAAUGUGUAAAUUCUAUGGGAGGUUAUGAAACUACUCGAGAUCCGAUCAAGUUCAAGUACGAAACCAAACCAAACCCAAUCCAUCAAACCAUCCCAAACCAAAGACCAACCUCUCCCAAAGAUAUUACACAUCUUCCUCCGAAAGCGAACCAUCAUCAACAUCAAAUCAUACUCACCAAGCCCCUCAAAAGAAAUUAG